Messenger RNA from Spinacia oleracea (spinach), 1245 nucleotides. Its product is annotated as probable inactive leucine-rich repeat receptor kinase XIAO. The coding region runs from base 1 to 1245 and encodes 414 amino acids. The transcript has a single exon. NCBI's taxonomy places the organism in Eukaryota, Viridiplantae, Streptophyta, Magnoliopsida, Caryophyllales, Amaranthaceae. Gene Ontology annotation, molecular function: protein binding. The record is from RefSeq and is a predicted model, not a curated record.
AUGGCACAUAACGAGAACCAGAAGAUGUCUUAUUACUUGUUCAUGGCGGUCAUUCUUGCCAUUUUCAGAUCAAUAUCAGUUCACUCGAUCACCUUAAGCACAGAAGUCGAUGUCCUUCGGGCAUUAAAAGAAGGGAUUGAUCCAAACUCCAUUCCCAGCAAUUCAUUCAUCAGUUCCUGGGAUUUCGCACUUGACCCUUGUGAGAGCACAGGGGCCCACUUCCUCGGUAUCCUCUGCUCAAUUCCAGAGGACAACAACUCAACCAGCCGUAUCACGAUACUUGACUUAGAUGGUGUUGGUUAUGAUGGAUUUCUCACUAGCGAUAUUGGUAACUUGACUGAGCUCACCAUCCUUAACUUGAGCAGAAACAAGUUCAGAGGACCAGUUCCUGACAGUGUUACUAAGCUCAGCAAGUUAACUUCACUUGUCAUGUCUGAUAAUUUCUUUACUGGAAGCUUACCUCUAGGAUUAAGAAGACUGAAAAGGAUCCAAGAACUGGAUAUCUCCCGCAACAAACUUACGGGGUUGAUACCGACUUGGCUCACCAAUUUUAGGAGUCUCGAGUCCUUAAAAAUGGCCAGCAAUGGAUUUUCUGGACGUAUUCCUAAUUUGGCAGGGUUAUGGCAACUCCACACAUUAGAUCUCAGCAGUAACCAACUAUUUGGUAUUCUUCCUCAGCUUCCUACAAGCUUGAGAACAUUGUCUUUGAGCCACAAUGUACUUUCAGGGAGUAUUCAUUCAAUAUAUGAGCUCAUAAACCUUAAAAUGCUGGAUCUGAGUGAUAACAGGUUUAGCGGCCGAAUCAGAGGAAUCGUGAGCUUACCACAGGUUGUUAGUCUGAAUUUGUCAGUCAACUGGUUCACAGAACUUCAGGUUCCUAAAUUUGCAGGUGAAUCCACACAUCUUGAAGUUAUUGAUGUGCAAGAAAACCGCCUAACAGGUCACCUGCCAGCAAAUUUGGCUACAAUGGAGAAGUUAACAGCAAUAUACCUGAGUCACAACCAGCUUUCUGGACCUAUACCAAAGAGUUUUGGGGUGAGACUUGGUGCUCCUUGGAGGCAUGUUUUCUUCAAUCACAACUUUCUGGUGGGAGGUGUACCUGCAGAAUUUAGUGUCCUUAAGGCUAAAGUGACAGGAAGCCUAGCACACAAUUGUCUCAAGUGUCCCAAAAAUGUUACCAUGUGCAAUGGAGGUCAACGCCCAGCUCCAGAGUGUGCAGGACAAAGUGUCCAAUUUUUACAAUAG